Molecule: messenger RNA, 1404 nt
Organism: Capronia coronata CBS 617.96
Lineage: Eukaryota; Fungi; Ascomycota; Eurotiomycetes; Chaetothyriales; Herpotrichiellaceae
Exons: 1
Coding region: 1-1404 (467 amino acids)
Source: RefSeq, a predicted model, not a curated record
AUGUCAUUCAGUGGGCGGACUCCCGAAUCACUUCUGCCACGUUCCGACUCAAAGAACCCAGCAACUACAUGUAGAGGCAUCACCUCGACAGGAAGGCCAUGUCGAAGGGCUCUGGCAACAUCGCCUAAGAACUCUCCAGCUCCAUCUCCAAGUCGCGGCGCUGGAGUGCUUGCAGUGUUAGACGAAUCGCAUGCAGCCGCCUUCUACUGCUGGCAACACAAAGACCAGGCCGAACAGUUGGCAGCGAGAGAUGACCGGAGAACUCGUCUGCACGCGCUGAAGGAGAAAUCCAGCAUCGACACCUUCAUCGAGCGAGUGGGAAUCUUGGAUCUCGAUGAUGAGGGUCCAGCCCAGCAGAAACGACAUCGUCGGCGACAUCCAAGUAGCCACGGUCCUCCUCGAAGGGAAACACUACCGUCGGGCUGGAAUGAGAUGCAGAGUCCCCUGAUGACCGUCCCGGAGGAGAUUGUGCGUCGUCGACCACCACCACCACCGAAACCUCGAAGUCCGCCUCCACGGUCCAACACCAGACUGUCAUGGGCAUGUUGUCUGCAAGCCGAUGAUGAUGACCAUGAUAUGCCUCCGCCGAGAGUCAGACCGAGUAUAGAGAGACGACCGUCCGAAAGAGGCCCAAUGCAGUCAUCGAGACCAGAGAUGCGGCAGUCCAGUGACAUAUUAUAUAUGCCAUCGAUCCCACAGACACCGUCAUCUCGCGCUACACGACCAGAACCAUCAGCCACUCCAUCCAGUCACUCACAUACACAAACACUUCUCUCUGUUAUCCCAUCCCAUCUCUCGCCACAAACGACAUCACUUCUCCUGGCCGAGUUAUCGCGGCCAAUCUCUCCGGCCGACGAGGCUGGGUAUAUCUACAUCUUCUGGCUAACUCCAGAAACCGAAGCCUCCAGACCGGACGACGAAACCGCUUCGUCGCUAUUAGAUGACGAUGACGAUCCGCAGGUCUCGACAGCACGUUCCCAGCGCACGAAUCAGACUCUCACGCGCUAUGCUUCUGUCCGACAUGCUCAGUCGCGAUCUCAACCCGGGCCCCAGCGCACCAUCACGCUGAAGAUCGGCCGUGCAGCGAACGUCCACAGACGAAUGUCUCAAUGGACCAAACAAUGCGGCCAGAAUAUCUCGCUCAUACGCUACUAUCCAUACACAGGAUCGUCGAAUCAUUCGCAUUCGCGGUCCACUCCAAUUCAGGGGCGAAAAGUCCCUCACGUCCAUCGUGUCGAGCGGCUCAUCCAUCUCGAGCUGGCGGAAAGGCGCGUUGUCAAAUCCGAGUGUGGGCAGUGUGGCCGCGAGCAUAGAGAGUGGUUCGAGAUCGAGGCUUCCAGGUCUGGUUUGAAAGGUGUCGAUGAGGUCGUGAGACGAUGGGUGGCAUGGGCGGAACGACAAUAG